Messenger RNA from Mobula hypostoma (lesser devil ray), 1161 nucleotides. Its product is annotated as pepsin A-like. Gene Ontology annotation, biological process: proteolysis. The transcript has 9 exons. Bases 1 to 1161 code for a protein of 386 amino acids. Lineage: Eukaryota; Metazoa; Chordata; Chondrichthyes; Myliobatiformes; Myliobatidae. Gene Ontology annotation, molecular function: aspartic-type endopeptidase activity. The record is from RefSeq and is a predicted model, not a curated record.
AUGAAGUGGUUACUCCUCGCCUUCGUAUGCAUCCAGCUCUCUGAUGCCGCCCUGACCAGAGUUCCUUUAUAUAAAGGAAAAUCUGCCCGAGAUAUUCUUCGGGAGAAGGGAUUGUUGGCAGAUUACCUCAAGAAUCAUCCCUAUGAUCCCUGCACAAAGUUCAAAGGUGCUUGUUCCAUUGGAACUUUGGCAUCACUGGAGCCAAUGACCAACUACAUGGAUCUGUCAUACUAUGGAGCCAUCAGCCUCGGUAACCCCCCACAGAGCUUCACAGUCGUCUUUGAUACUGGCUCAUCCAACCUCUGGGUCCCGUCAGUCUACUGCGACCAGACACCAUGCGUGAAGCACAACAGAUUCAACCCAUCCCAGUCCUCAACCUUCCACACAGAUUAUCAGUAUCUGUCCAUCCAGUAUGGGACAGGAAGUAUGACCGGUAUUCUGGGAUAUGAUACUCUGAGACUUUCUGAUCUUGUGGUCAAUGGACAAGAGUUUGGAUUAAGUAUGACUGAACCCGGCAGUUUCUUUACCUACUGUAAUUUCGAUGGUAUUUUGGGCUUGGGCUAUCCAUCACUUGCGGCAGAAGGAGCCACUACAGUCUUCGACAACAUAAUGUCUCAGCAUCUGGUUUCGCAGCCACUCUUUUCUGUCUACUUGACAAGGACAAAUGGUGAGUCUGGAAGUGAAGUCCUGUUUGGUGGAAUUGACUCAAGGCACUACACCGGCCCAAUCUACUGGCUCCCUGUUACCCAUGAGGCCUACUGGCAGAUUGAGGUCGAGAGAGUGACAGUCAACGGCGAGAUUGUAGCUUGCGCUCAAGGUUGCCCUGCCAUCGUUGAUACUGGAACUUCUCUUAUCGCUGUUGGCGGAAAUUACAUCGGCAAUAUUCAGCAAAGCAUCGGAGCAACUCCAAAUUAUUAUGGCCAGUACUCCAUCAAUUGCAACAACAUUGGCAAUAUGCCUGAUGUGAUCUUCACCAUCAAUGGAUAUGACUUCACUCUUCCUGCCUCAGCCUACACACUGAAGCUCAGUUACAAUAGCUGCGACAGUGGAUUUAGCGGCACUGGUGGAAACCUCUGGAUUCUGGGAGAUGUCUUCAUUAGAGAGUAUUACUCCAUCUUCGACAGAGGAAACAACCGAGUGGGAUUGGCUAAGGCCGUCUAA